This is a messenger RNA of Funneliformis mosseae, 3177 nucleotides long. Lineage: Eukaryota; Fungi; Glomeromycota; Glomeromycetes; Glomerales; Glomeraceae. The record is from the annotation of a GenBank genome assembly.
AUGUUUCGAACAAAACCAUCCCAAAAUACAUCCAAUCCAAAUCUACGAUCACAACAUAGAAAGGAUGAAUUAGAUAAUGUAGACGAUAAAAAAAAUAGUAACAAGACAAGAAAAAGUUACGCUACAAAGAAGAAACAAAAGCGUGAAUUUGAACCUUUAUCUUUAGGUAAAACUUACAUGAUUGUUCAUCUAUGUGCAGGCGAAAUAGCCAGAAGAGGUAAACCUUUACGAUUUAGAGAUGGAAAAGAUGAGGUCCGGUACCUUAUCAGUUGUCUUUUGGAAGACAAUCGUAGAGAAUUCGAAAAUGAAUUAUCAUAUCAAAAUAUACAUAAUGUAGUCGCCGGCAUACGAGUGGCAUUAAGAAAUUGUGAGCUUGAAAUCAUUACUUAUGAAAGUUAUCUACAAUUUACUAAAUACGAACAAGAUUGGCAAUAUGAUUUAAAGGAGGGAUGCUUUAAUAAAUUCCUUUCAAACCUUUCACGAUUAAGUCGAGGAAUACUCGUAGAUUUGUUUGAUUUAUUUGCCAUGACAAUGGAGAAUUCUCACAACAACCGCAUGCAUCCAACACGAAUCCUAAAAUCCAUGUCCCCUUACAUUUUUAAUGAAUUACAAUCGAAAACUUAUGAAAAUUUUCAGUUGGCUUAUCAAGAUUGGUUAAAAUAUUCGAACGCGUUAACUCAUUUAUUCUUGGCCUAUCUUAGAGAAAAGGCGUGCUCGAUUGAAUUACCCGAAAGGUUACAUUUACUGUUAUCUGACUAUAUCGAACGUAGGAAAAAAUGUUUGACGAAUAGUAGCGUUAGUGAAAAUGGUGAAGAAGUGAUUUUUGGCGAACAUGCUUUACCCGAUAUUACCAUAGAUUUGGACGAAGCCAUUGAUUCCAUUGAUAAUAUUUCUAGUUUAGACAAUAAACAAUCAAGUGGGAUAAAUAAUGGUGGUACGGGCAAAAGGAUUUAUUUCACUGAUAAAAGAACUGCAAGAGUUAAAUGGGAUGGUUUACAAAAUAAAGGAUUAAAUAUAUUAUCCGAGGAAGCGUUAAAUUUAUUAUUUGCUUUUGAUGAUGAAGAAAUAAACCUUAAUUCUACCAUUAUCGAAAAAGGGAAAAGUGUAAUGGAUGAGGAACGACUUGAGGGUCAAAAACAAAUUGACCGGUUUGAUCUGCCGAAAUUACGCCCUUCCCUUCCUGAAAUGGAUUUUAAUAAUGAUGCAUCAAAUAAAACCUUUAAUUUUAAUUUCAAUAGUGAAGAUGAAAUUCAAAUUGAACCGAAUAAUUUUAGGAAGAAAGAAUUUCGUGAAUCAAUUGAUAACGAUUUGAAUAAGUUUAAGAGUAAGUUUAAUUUACCAAAUAAUGAUGGUGAUUCAACAAAAAUCAAGUUCAAUGAAACAUCAAAUGAAAGAAAAGAGAAGCCCUUACGUCGUCGGUAUUCAACUGAAUCGAUUCAUAUUAAUGAACGCAAUCAUGAAGAAAAGGAAUGGAUUUUGAUUGAACAACGUUCUGAUCUAAUGAUCGAUGGCAAAAAUAAAUUCCUUACAGAUCGGAAAAAAAUUAAAAAUAAAUCAAAUAGUGUCAAGCUUACAAAUCGUGUUUCGAAUAAAAUGAAUAAUUUCAAUUUACCUUGGACAAGAGGUUCGAAACGAAUUAAUAAAAAUUCGAAUCUUUCAAAUAUUUCAGAACUUCCUUCAUCCUUACAGCAAAUCAAUAAUGUCGCCGAAAAAGAUUCAAUUAUACCUCAACCACCUUAUCUAAAACGUUCAAACACUUCAUACAAACAGGUAGAAGAGUUCCCUAAUCAACCUAUUGGUAAUGAACAGGAAUAUACUCAACAAAGAGAAGAUCAAACUGAAAGAUAUCAAAUGCAAGGACGAAAACAAAAAUAUCCAAAAGAACAAUCAGAACAUAAAGCUAAUUAUAAAUCAAGUGAAGAGCAAUUUAACGAUAUAUCCGAUAGAUCACGACCGAUCCCUAAAGCACAAGAUUAUCACAUGAGUCAGGAUCUUAAGAAGCAAGGUAACCUAGAAUCGGAUGAUGAAAGCAAGGACCACAUGCAUACAUCACAACAUAAUAAUGGAAAGAAGUCUUCAGAGAAACGUACAACUACGACAUCAGGUCAAAGAGUACGUGGUAAAGAUUUACCUUAUCCCGUUACUCCAAAAAAUGUUGGUCGUAACUCUUCAAUUACGAAUCAAAAUCCGUCUGGAGCUCGUGGUAGUCCAGCGCAAGGCCCUCAAAAUCCUAUACCCGAUUUACACAAGCAGCAACUUCAGGUACCGCAUAGGACCGAACGAAAAAUUUCGGUUUCUGGAAGUCGUGGUAGUCCUCAAAAUCCUAUACCUGACAUGCCUGACGUACCCGACAGACAAAUUCCGAUUCCGGUUAAUCCCGACAGAAAACCCUCGAUGUCUGGAGUUCGUGGUAGUCCGGUGCAAGGCCCUCAAAAUCCUCCCCCUAUACCUAACAUACCUGACAUACCCGACAGACAAAUCCCGAUUCCGGUUAAUUCAGGCAGAAAGAUUCCUGGGCCUGGAGGUCGUGGUAGACCGUUGCUAGUUCCUCCUAUUCUUAAUCCCAACAUACCCGUCAGACAAAUUCCGGUUAAUCCUGACAGAAAAUCAUCGGGAAAAAUUCAUCAUACUCCACCAAAUCAAUAUAUGCAACUACCCCCACAACCAACUCAGCAACAAAAACAAUAUCCGCUAUAUCCAAAACAAUAUCAACAACCUCAAAUAUAUCCACAACAAUAUUAUCAAAAUUAUCCACCUUCAAAAUAUCCUCGGCAAUAUCCAAGACCACCGCCACAACAAAAUUAUUACGAGAAUUCCAUGAAAAUUACUGGACAAAUUACCUCUAAUAAUUUCACAAGUCGAAGGCCAAUGAAUGCUCAAGUCGUUACAAAUCAAACUUCAAGGAACAUGCAAGUACCACCUGAAAACAUUGUUCAGUUUAACUGGCCGACACCGCAAGAAUAUUACUAUGAUAAUGUCAAUAUUUACGAUCAAGUGCAACCACAGCAUCAUUUAAAUCAAGAUAUUUAUUCUCAACGGUCACCGCAGCCAUAUUAUGGCGCAUUUCCAAUAGGUUCUCAAUAUCCUGAUGUACAACAACCUAAUUUAUAUAACAAGUUACGUCCUCAAUAUCCAAUGACAACUCCUUUGGACGUUUCUUUCGACAAUUAUAUUUGA